CCGUUCCUACACAAAGAAGACAUCCACGCGCCAUCCACCACACCCUACACCAAGCAGAAGACACCCACGCGCAUCCACCACAGCCAACCAAGAUGGUCUCCAACAGCGGAGCCCUGGGUUUCCCUAGGAUGGGACCGAACCGCGAGAUGAAGUUCGCGUUGGAGAAGCACUGGAGGGGGAAGAUGGACGAGGCCAGCAUGCUCGCUAUCGCCCGCGAUGUCGAGCAGCAGGCCUGGGGCAUUCAGAUGGAUGCCGGGGUGGGACUCAUCUCGGCCGGGGACCACUGCCUGUACGACAACAUGCUGGCUUGGACCGAAUUUCUUGGCGCCGUGCCGAAGCGCCAUGCUCACCUCCCCCCCGGCAACGAGCGCAUGUUCGCCAUGGCGAGGGGCAUCGACAACGCCCCCGCCCUCGACAUGACCAAGUUUUUCGACACGAACUACCACUACGAAGUUCCCGAGCUCGAGACUCCCGUCGCUCUGCAGCCCAACUUUGCCAGCUACCUGGAGACCAUAUCCCGCGGAAUCGCCAAGGUGGGGGCGAACCGGACCGCGCCGGUCGUGCUAGGCCCCGUGACCUGGGUGCACCUGGCCAGGCAUGCCAAUGCCGAGGCGUCGGAGGAGGCGACGACCGCGCUCAAGGACCAGUACCUUGACGCCAUCCUCCCCGUCUACGCGACCUUGAUGGGCAAGCUGGCCGCCAUGGGCGUACAAGAGGUUCAGCUGCACGAGCCGGCCCUGGUCAUGUGGGAUUCUUCCAAGACCCUUGCCGCCAUGUUCAAGAAGGCCUACUUCGCCAGCAAGGCGUGCCCGAUGCUAUCCGCGGAUGUGAAGGUGAACCUCGUGACCUUUUUCGAGGACGUCGGCGCGGAAGCAUACCAGUGGGUCACCGCCCUCCCCGUCAGCGUCAUCAGCCUGGACUUCACCCGCGGGGACUCCCUCAAGCUCGUCAAGGACCACGGCUUUCCCAAGGACAAGGUUCUGGGUGCGGGGAUCAUCGACGGCCGGUCCCCCUGGGCGAUGGAGCCUGCCAAGGUGGUGCCGCUCGUGCGCGAGGUGGCGUCGGCCGUCAUGCCAGGCAACCCGAACGGAAACGUCAACAUCCGGGUCCAGGCCUCCUGCAACCUGCAGUUCGUUCCCUGGGACGUGACAUGCGAGGAAGACCUGGCCGAGAAGGUCGGCGGCGACGUGCUCGCGUUCGCCGUGCAGAAGGUGCAGGAGAUCGUCGCCCUGGCGGAAGCCGUUCCGAAAAUCACGGCCGGAAAGGAGGCCAAGGACAUUUUCCCCGUACUCGACAAGGCGUGGAAGGCUUUCAGCGUGAGCGUCACCGACAACACCAACACCGCCAAGCGUCUUGCCGGUCUGACCGAGGCGUCGUUCUCCAGGCCUGCACCGUUCAAGGAACGCGUCGCGGCGCAGCAGAAGUCCCUGAAACUCCCCGUCCUGCCCACGACGACGAUCGGGAUCCCUCACGUAAUGCAGUUUUUCAACCUCACGGCACCAAACACAAUGAUGGCCAAGCCAAAAGAAACAGGGAGAAUGCUUCGAGAUCAAUCUUAUCUCACACUUCUUGCCCGCCCUUCACGUUUGAUUUGCCAGUCGUACGGUAGCCGCUGCGUCCGCCCUCCCAUCAUCCACGGGGACGUGUCCCGUCCUACCGCGAUGACCACGAGGGAGUUCAAGGUAGCCCAGGAGCUGACCCCCCGUCCGGUGAAAGGGAUGCUGACGGGACCUGUCACCAUCCUCAACUGGUCCUUCCCUCGCCUCGACGUCUCUCGCAAGGAGCAGGCCUUUCAGAUCGCGUUGGCCAUUUCUGACGAGGUCGCCGACCUCGAGGCUGCCGGCUGCAAGGUCAUUCAGGUCGACGAACCAGCCCUCAGGGAGGGACUGCCUCUCAAGCCCCUCAAGAAAGCCGACUACCUGAAGUGGGCUACGGAUUCGUUCCUCCUGGCCACGGCGAUCGCCAAGCCAGAGACGUCGAUCCACACGCACAUGUGCUACUGUGACUUCGGAGACUGCAUGGAGGCCAUCGACAGGCUCGAUGCAGACGUCAACAGCAUCGAAAAUGGUGCGUCACGGUCAGAGUCGUUCAAGGAAUUCAACUACAAGAAGGGACUGGGCCCCGGGCUGUACGACAUCCACUCUCCGGUCGUACCCCCCGUGACCACUCUGCAGGACAAACUUGAAGGCUUCCUCAAAGUGCUUCCGAAGGAGCAGCUUGUCUGCAACCCGGACUGCGGACUCAAGACUCGCACUUGGCCUCAGGUGCUUGGCGCCUUGCGGAACCUGGUCGAGGCCACCCGCAACGUGCGGACCCUUUGCGGUAUCAGUGACGCGUCCGGACAGGCGGCGACGUUGCUGAGCGGUGGGCACGCCGCCUGCUGCACUCCCGCAGCCGCUCACUAGAGGCCGGCUCGCCCGCGUGACUAUUGACGCGUUGGCGAUAUUUUUGCUUGCGGGCUCAAAGGGAAACUGACCAUCCAGACCGUGUUUUCUCAAUGAAUCGUAGCAGUACAG
Ectocarpus sp. CCAP 1310/34 is the source of this 2516-nucleotide messenger RNA. Lineage: Eukaryota; Phaeophyceae; Ectocarpales; Ectocarpaceae. The record is from the annotation of a GenBank genome assembly.